AUGUUCGUCACUGACUCGUGGAAUCAUCAUAUUAUCCAAUGGAAGAUAGGUGAUAUGAAUGGACAAGUAAUAGCUGGUGGUCAUGGGGAAGGAAGUCAACUGAAUCAAUUGAAACAUCCAACCGAUGUGUUAAUCGAUAGAGAGACGAAUAGUCUCAUUAUCUGUGAUACUAGACGAGUCGUACGAUGGUCUCUUCAUAGUGGCACAAGACAAGGAGAAAUCCUCAUCGGCAACAUCGAAUGCUGGGGUUUGGCCAUGGAUGAUCAAAGAUACCUUUAUAUCUCUGACACCGACAAACAUGAAGUAAGACGAUAUCAAAUAGGAGGAACGAAUGGAACAAUAGUGGCUGGUGGUCACAGAGAAGGUGCUAGUUUCAAUCAACUCAACUAUCCGACCUACAUUUUUGUUAAUCAACAACAAACCGUCUACGUGUCAGACUGCAGAAAUCAUCGUGUGAUGAAAUGGGGAAAAGGUGCAACAGAAGGAAUUGUCAUUGCUGGGGGUCAAGGCGAAGGAAAUGCUCUAACACAAUUGUCGUUUCCUCAAGGACUGUUCGUUGAUACAUUGGAUACCAUUUAUGUGGUAGACUCAGGAAAUGAUCGAGUGAUGCGUUGGCAUAAAGGAGCGAAACAGGGUACUAUCAUUGUGGGUGGAAAUGGUUGGGGAGAAGGAGCAAAUCAGUUUAAGUAUCCCAUGGGUAUGUCAUUCGAUCAACACGGCAAUCUCUAUGUUGUUGAUAAUAAUAAUCAUUGUGUUCAACGCUUUUUUAUUGAAUAG
Rotaria sp. Silwood2 is the source of this 777-nucleotide messenger RNA. The record is from the annotation of a GenBank genome assembly. Lineage: Eukaryota; Metazoa; Rotifera; Eurotatoria; Philodinida; Philodinidae.